ACUUUUAUCGGAAGAUGUUGUAGAAGAGAAAAGAUCUCCGAGCAAAUCUAAAAAUUUGGAAAUAGUAAAGCAGGAGACGUUUAUGAGUAUUGUUGACCUUGAGGAGAGCUCCUCGGAGGACGAUGUUAAAGAAAUGAAGGUAGAAACUGCAGCUAUACAAGAAGAAGUAGACGCGACUAAAUCUGAUGAGUCCGGCAUUACAACUGUUGACGCAAAUGUUGGAGUUAAAGACGAAACUAUUGACGGUGGAGUGAAAAAGUCACCAUCAAAAACUGUAACACCAGAUAAAGUAGACGAAUCGAAAACACCCCCCCAUGGAGAUCCAACCGUAGUUAGUCAAGAAAGCAAGCCGAAGGCUCCAAUGGGUUUAGAAGUUUUCAGCCUCGAUUCCGAUGAAGACGAACAAACUGUACCUCGAGAAGUUGCUGAGGGUUCGCAAGCAGAACAAAGUCAGGAUGUCACAGAAGAGACGAAGGGCGAAACACUGAAAUGCAUCAACAGGUCAUGCCCGGGCGACGCUGGCGUUGAAUUCUACAUAGCUGACAACGAAGCGAUUAACUUCUUCGACGCGGACAAGAAGAAGCGCGGCUACGUGUGCCGGAACUGCUCUGAUGCUGUGGAGAAACGCAACCAGGAACUCAUAGACGGUAUCAAGAAUUUCACUCCGCUCCUGGAACUGGGUAUCAACAGGAGCGGGGAGGAGUUGGUCGAGAUAUCAGACUCGGAGUCUGAGGAUGAACCCGAACUCGACCAGGAUCACGUGCAGAUCAUCGGGGCAGAAGGCGCCAAGAUAGCGGAGGAGAAUCUCGCUUUAAUGAUAAACGAGACGUGGGAGAAAUUCAAAAUGGACGAACGUUUGACGGACACGCAGAACACGUUGCAGAAAGAAAUGGAAAAACUGCAAAAGGAGAGCGAGGAAAUCGACGAACUCCUCAAUGAAUGUCAGGUAGCGACGGACCAGCUCCGGAACGAGCUGUACGCGACCUUCGAGCCGGAUAUCCGGGAACUGCCGCCUUUUGUCAUAUACGAUAUGCCGAACUGCUCGUAUUCAUGCGUGGAACCCUCCCCAACGACAGAGCCGACCCCACUGAAACGAACUCGUUCCCCGUCCAAAGAGGUCCCGGCCAAGCGCCCCGCUAUACCGCUGGGGUAUGCGCCGUUAGAUGGAAAAAGUAGCGAGGAAUCGAAGAAUAUAACAGUGGCGAGCGAAAAGGCAGAGGACGAUAAUACGGACGUGUCCGUCGUAAAGCUGUCCGCGGAAUCGGCGCCGAAGGACCUGCCCCCGCCGGGGGAAGUCACGAUGACGCCCCUCAAGGCCGGCACGACGGUGUACGCAAUGAAGAACGCCUUCGGUUCCUGGCUCAAGGCGAAGAUCGUUGACAUAUUACCGAAGCCAGCUAAUUCAACGUUCACCCUGUGUCGUGUUAAAUUUGAACACAAAGUGACGAAGAACCUGUACAAGAUCUUGCCGGCGAGAUGCCUGGCGUACUACGAGCCCCCUGACGUUCGAAUGACAAUUGGUCGUCGUGUUAUAGCACUUUUCAAGGACACGAAUAAGCGUGAGACGUACUACUCGGGAAUCGUAGCCGAAAUACCAAAUCCGGUUAAUUCUUAUCGCUACCUGAUCUUCUUCGACGACGGCUACGCGCAGUACGCACAGCACGCACAGACGCGCCUCGUGUGCGAGUGCUCGUGCUUCGUGUGGGAGGAGGUGCACCCCUACUCGCGCGAGUUCGUGCGCCAGUACCUGUUCGCCUACCCCGAGCGACCCAUGGUGCGCCUGCACGCCGGGCAGAACCUCAAGACCGAGUGGAGGGGCAAGUGGUGGUCGUCGCGCGUGGUGCGCGUGGACGCGUCGCUGGUGGAGGUGCAGUUCCUGCGCCGCGACCGCCGCGAGUGGAUCUACCGCGGCUCCACCCGCCUGGCGCCGCUCUACCUCGAGCUGCAGGCGGCCGAGCGCCACCGCCCCCGCGCCGUGCCGCGCGCGCAGCCGCAGCCCCGGACGAACAUGCCGUACGUGGAGUACACGCGAUCGGAUGAGCAAACCAGCAAGGCCGAGCCGCAGUCUCCGCAGCAGCAGCAGCAGCGGCCGCAGCAACAGAAUGAGGAGAUGCGUCGCCAGCGUGCGGUCGCGAAGAAGUCGACCACCACCGUCCAGACGCCGCUGCCGCCCAGCGCAGACAACCUCGACAACGUCACCAGCAGAGUGGUGUAUUACACGCCAAAGAACGCGGUGAAACCUUACAAAAUGGUACCGCAUACAUGCUCGCCGAAAUGCAAGAGGACAGACGUCCUGGCACUCAAAGAUCUCCGAACCUACAACCCUUUGGCGAAACCGUUACUGAGCGGCUGGGAAAGGCAGGUGGUGCGCUGGAAGGGCCAGCGCUGCGUGCUGUACGUGUCGCCGUGCGGGCGGCGCACGCGCGACGUGCGCGAGCUGCACGCCUACCUGCGCGCCGUGCGCUCCGACAUGCCCGUCGACCUGUUCGACUUCUCGCCCGCCACGCACUGCCUGGCCGAGUUCGUGCUCAACAAGUGCUUCGUCGGCAAGAAGGACCUGUCGCACGGCAAGGAGAACGUGCCGGUCCCGUGCGUGAACUACUACGACGAGUCCCUGCCGGAGUUCUGCUCGUACAACACGGAGCGGACCCCCACGGCGGGCGUGCCGCUCAACCUCGACCCCGACUUCCUGUGCGGCUGCGACUGCGACGACGACUGCGAGGAUAAAACGAAGUGCGCUUGCUGGAAGAUGACUCUAGAAGGUGCUAGAACGAUCGGUCUGGAAGGCGAUAAUGUUGGCUACGUGUACAAGAGGCUGCCGGAGCCCUUGCCAUCGGGCAUUUAUGAAUGCAACUCCAGAUGUAAAUGUAAACACACGUGUUUAAAUCGCGUCGCGCAGCACCCGCUACAGCUUAAGUUACAAGUAUUCAAAACUCUGAACCGAGGCUGGGGUAUAAGGGCCCUUAACGACGUGCCCAAGGGGUCAUUCCUUUGUGUGUACGCGGGAAAUCUGCUCACAGAUGCGACGGCGAACUUGGACGGUCUGAACGAGGGGGACGAGUAUCUGGCCGAGUUGGACUACAUCGAGGUCGUGGAGCAGAUGAAAGAGGGCUACGAAGAAGAUAUACCGGAGAGCAUCAAGAAGCUCGAUAAGAAGGAACUAGAAUCAAAGGCCUCGGAAGAAACUGAGGAAGAUGAACAGUCUUCAGACGAAGAGAUGAGUAACAACAAGACAGAUCUAGAAGACGACGACUUCGAGCCGGGACAUAUUGGUCUCGGCCUCGCUGAGUUCAAUAAACGUUUACGAAAAAGGGAAUCCAAGAAAGAGAAGGAGAAGGAAAAAGAGGAGGCGAAUCAAAAGGAAGGUGAUAAAAAGGAUAUAAAGGAGGAAAAGGAAGCGAAUCCAGAUGAGGAGUGCAUUACCAUCAGUGAUGAUGAAGAAGUGAGAGAGCCGUCUUGCUUCACGGCGGCCGCUGGUAUGGGUGCGAAUGAAUUUGUAUCUAAAUACAGAUCAGUCCGUACGCUGUUCGGAGAAGACGAGGCGUGUUACAUCAUGGACGCGAAGGUCCAGGGCAACAUCGGGAGAUAUCUUAAUCACUCGUGCUCGCCGAACGUAUUCGUGCAGAACGUGUUCGUGGACACCCACGACCCGCGCUUCCCGUGGGUGGCGUUCUUCGCGCUGAGCCACAUCCGGGCCGGCACGGAGCUCACCUGGAACUACAACUACGACGUGGGCUCCGUGCCCGGCAAGGUACUCUACUGCCACUGCGGAGCCAGCAACUGUAGGGGGAGACUGCUGUAACUUAAGGUACCUAUCUGGCUGUUAAAUAUU
Messenger RNA from Vanessa tameamea, 3832 nucleotides. It is a transcript of the gene egg, whose product is annotated as eggless. NCBI's taxonomy places the organism in Eukaryota, Metazoa, Arthropoda, Insecta, Lepidoptera, Nymphalidae. The transcript is spliced from 30 exons. Gene Ontology annotation, cellular component: nucleus. Gene Ontology annotation, biological process: heterochromatin organization; negative regulation of gene expression. Gene Ontology annotation, molecular function: DNA binding; protein binding; histone H3K9 methyltransferase activity. Bases 83 to 3802 code for a protein of 1239 amino acids. The record is from RefSeq and is a predicted model, not a curated record.